CUCGUAAUGCUGCUUCACACGAGGGAAGAUGAGCGAGCAGAGACGAUCAGCAUCAAGCUCCUAUCAGCCAAGGUCCAUCUGGAGAAAGAGGGUGAAAAGAGAAUGGAAACCCUUGGAGGACCGAAGCUGCACAGAUCUCCCAUGGUUCCUUCUAUUUAUGCUCUUCUGCGGGGGAAUGGGCGCUAUCUGUGGCUACACUAUAGUGACAGGUGGUGCAGCACGCCUGGUGUUUGGAUAUGACAGCUACGGCAACACUUGUGGCCAGAGGAAUGAGGCCAUCGAAGGGGUCAGGCUCAGCGGCUUGGACCACAGAGACAGAAAAUAUGUGUUCUUCCUGGACCCGUGCAACUUAGACAUCAUUCAAAGGAAGAUUAAAUCAAUGGCACUGUGUGUGUCACAGUGUCCUACUGAGGAGAUGAAAACGUACGAAGAUCUACGGAGAUUUGCCAUGACGAAUGGCUCAGAGCUCUGCUCCUAUGAGCUGGCUGGCCAUAAGUACCCAAGCCUUCCAGAGCGCUUUGACAAAUGUCCUAAACUUCCAGUUCCACAGAGUAAAGCUCUGCCGGUGUUUAACCGCUGCACGCCCGUGGACAUUUCCUGCUAUUCUAAGUUUGCAGAGGCGGUGGUGACGUUUGUCAGUGAUAACACCAUACUCCACAGGCUGAUCGCUGGGGUGGUGGCCAGUAAAGAGAUCAUUGCAGGGCUUUGCCUGCUAGCACUGGUGCUCUCCAUGAUCUUGAUGGUGAUUAUUCGCUACAUCUCUGCAGUCCUGGUGUGGAUUCUUACUGUUCUUGUGGUGCUGGGCUCGCUAGGAGGCACCAGCUUUCUGUGGUGGUUAUAUAUAGACCACAAGCUGACGAUGAACGAGACUGUGGCUACAGAUUUAAAGGAAGCAGAUGAAGAAACCGUGGCUUCCAAAGACCACGUGCAAGGACUACUGGUCUACGCCACCUCAGCAACUGUGUUCACAGUGAUCUUACUGUUGCUGAUGCUGUUCAUGAGGAAGCGUGUGGCUCUGACCAUCGCUCUGUUCCACGUAGCUGGGAAGGUUUUUAUUCACCUGCCGCUGCUGGUGCUGCAGCCUUUCUGCACUUUUCUUGCCCUUUUCCUUUUCUGGGUCUACUGGAUCCUAGUACUCCUCUUCCUCGGAACCACUGGGAAUCCAGAGAAGAAUGAGCAAACAGAGCUGACUGAGUUCAGACUGAGCGGCCCGCUGCAGUACCUCACCUGGUACCAUGCUGUGGGUCUCAUCUGGAUAAGUGAAUUCAUUCUGGCCUGUCAGCAGAUGACUGUGGCUGGAGCUGUGGUCACGUACUACUUUACCAGGGACAAGAACAAGCUCCCUUUGACACCCAUCCUGUCAUCAGUGUUUCGUUUGAUCCGUUACCACCUGGGCACCGUGGCCAAGGGCUCCUUCAUUAUCACCCUGGUCAAGAUCCCUCGUCUCAUCCUCAUCUACAUCCGUAAUCAGCUCAAAGGAAAGGAGAACGCAUGCGCACGCUGUAUGCUAAAGACGUGUAUUUGUUGCCUGUGGUGUCUGGAGAAGUGCCUCAAUUAUCUAAAUCAGAAUGCAUACGCAGCGACAGCCAUCAACAGCACCAGUUUCUGCACGUCGGCACGUGAUGCAUUUGUGAUCCUGGUGGAAAACGCUCUGAGGGUGGCAGCCAUCAACACCGUGGGAGACUUUGUGCUUUUCCUGGGCAAGGUCCUGAUUAUGACAUGUACAGCGUUUGCGGGGGUGCUGGCGCUGAACUAUCAGAGGGACUACACGGAGUGGGUGCUGCCGCUCAUCAUCGUGUGCCUGUUCGCCUUUCUGGUGGCCCACUGCUUCCUGUCCAUCUUUGAGAUCGUGGUGGAUGUGCUGUUUCUCUGCUUCGCCAUCGACACCAAAUACAACGACGGCACACCUGGCAAGGAGUUCUACAUGGACAAAGCCCUAAUGGAGUUUGUGGAGAACAGCCGGAGGUCGGUGGCACCGGCAGAGCGUGGACGGAGCAGGAAGCGGUCUCGCGGUCGUGAGGAGGCGGGGCUGACUGAGAUGAAGGCCAUGGCAUCUGGAACAAGCUCAGCUUGACCAAAAGCCGGCCAUGGGACUUUUUAAAGACAUUCCAAAAUGUUUAUUUUUACCAAUGUGUAACAUGUUUACUAUGGUUUCAC
Molecule: messenger RNA, 2157 nt
Organism: Neoarius graeffei (lesser salmon catfish)
Lineage: Eukaryota; Metazoa; Chordata; Actinopteri; Siluriformes; Ariidae
Gene: slc44a1b
Product: solute carrier family 44 member 1b
Exons: 16
Coding region: 29-2074 (681 amino acids)
Biological process (GO): transmembrane transport
Cellular component (GO): membrane
Molecular function (GO): transmembrane transporter activity
Source: RefSeq, a predicted model, not a curated record